Molecule: messenger RNA, 939 nt
Organism: Amphimedon queenslandica
Lineage: Eukaryota; Metazoa; Porifera; Demospongiae; Haplosclerida; Niphatidae
Product: syntaxin-17-like
Exons: 5
Coding region: 47-850 (267 amino acids)
Source: RefSeq, a predicted model, not a curated record
AGAGCUAUCAAGUAAACACUAGAGAGGGAAACACCAUUGCACCGUAAUGGUGGAUUUGGAGGAAAGAGUAAAAUUGAGAGUACUUGGAGAUCGUGUUGAGCAGUUGACUGGCGUGAUUGUACCUACCUGUUUAAAUCAAUUACAGCAACAUGGCCGAAACAUUCAGCAAUACCAAGAGGAAGAAGAAUGGGAAUCACUCAAAAGAGAAAAGAGGAAUGUUUCAAAGACUAUAAGACAAUUACGAACUCAUAUUCAAGAGUUGGAUGAUGUUAAAGGACAAAUUACGGAAGAGGAUCACUCUGAUCUGGAAUUAGCUAUCAAACCAACUCAGGAAAGAAUAAUAGAGAGUAUCAUGGCUUUUAAGCAUUUGGAUCCAAGCGUAGUCAUGAUUGAUGAUACUGUACAAGAGCAAGACUAUGUUGCUUUAUGUAAAGGUGGAACGGCUGAGGUUACAAGUGAAGUUUGGACCGAACUUAACAGAGAAUUGGAAGAAUUACAAGAACUGAGUACUACACUGCUUGAGCACGUCAAAGAUCAACACGAGAUAGUUGACAGACUGGAAGUACAAGUAAAUGAAGCUGAAGAUUAUGUUCAUGGAUCAAUGAUUACAAUUCAAAAGAUGGCAAGAAUCAAGGCAAUGAUGUUACCAGUAGGAGGAGCACUAGUGGGAGGGAUUGUUGGAGGAGUAAUGGGUGGUCCAGUUGGUUUGUUAGCUGGAGCUAAAGUGGGUACUGUAGUUGCUGUAGCAGGGGGCACAGCUGGUGCUGUUGGUGGUGGCAUCAUUGGAUAUAAACGUGGACAGAAUAUUAAGGGAACGGUUGAUGAUUUAACACCAAAGAAAGAACAAUAAUAAAUAUAAUUCAACUUCAACACACACAACCAUACACACUGAGAGUUGAUGUAUAAUUAUUUUAACAGAAAUAUUGUGAUCACAAUAAA